Bemisia tabaci is the source of this 4700-nucleotide messenger RNA. Its product is annotated as glycoprotein-N-acetylgalactosamine 3-beta-galactosyltransferase 1. Gene Ontology annotation, cellular component: membrane. The record is from RefSeq and is a predicted model, not a curated record. Gene Ontology annotation, molecular function: N-acetylgalactosaminide beta-1,3-galactosyltransferase activity. Lineage: Eukaryota; Metazoa; Arthropoda; Insecta; Hemiptera; Aleyrodidae.
AAGAGUUUCGUAACCCUAACCUAACCUUAUUGCUCACAAUGUUUUGACUUCCUGAGUGAACUUUUUUCUAAACUUUUUGAAGAUCGUUAUAUCCGUGGAUUAUAGUGUUGUUUCUAAGGUGUUUUCAAUGAUAGCAUCCAACUUUCUGUUUCCUUUUCUCCUACGUGUAAUCCUGCUUUCUGAAAGUAAUGGUUUGAUCAACAUGAGCUACCAAUCGAAUCUUAUUUCGUUGUCCAAUCUGGAUCUAAAUUCGUGAGGAACAUUCGCCACCAAAAUGAUACGUCUUAGGAAGAAGUCUACGGAUUUUCCCACAUUUAUCUCUCUCAAAAUCAUUAUUUCUAUCGUAACAUGAUGGCAACAUGCUUCAAGACUAACCCUAAAUGUAUAGUGUUCACUGCUGGCUUUUGCUUUGGUGCCUUGGUCGCUUUUUUCAUUUUAUCGAACAAUGAGAAAGUCAAACUCGAUUCAUCUGUUCUUCAAAAACAAUACCAAAUUCAGCCUUUUGACUCUGUGCAAAGCUAUAACCAUUGGUUUCGCAGAAAUAACUUGAAGCGUCACAAACUCAAGCAACAGUGCUCAGUAGAUGCAUUUACCAAUAAAAAUAUUACAAGGGAAUCUCAGUUCCUUUUUAAGAGAGUGAAAGUUGCUUGUAUUAUUUUUUACCAGAAUGACAGCCUCCAUCAAACCUACAAUACAUGGAUUCAGUCAUGUAAUAAGUAUUUCUUCAUCGGUUCAUCAAACGACAUCAGUAGCUAUGUUAACUCGAUUGUCGAGAAUCAUGAUGUACCAAUCUGGAAAAAAUUCUACGACCUUCUCUCAAAACAUUCUAAAAAGAUAGAAAAUUAUGAUUGGCUGUUCUUUGCUAUUGACAGCGAUAUGUUAGUAAUUAUGGAAAACCUGCGUCAUUUGUUAGCUAGUCUAAAUCCUAAGGAGAUAUAUUACCUUGGAAGAACAACAUUUGAGAAAGGAAUCCUAUUAAAUGAGGCUGAAGCAGGAUUUGUUUUGAGCAAAGCAGCUGUCCAAAAAUUGAGAUUAAUUUUUGAGAGUCAGCACUUAUCUGGCUACAUCAAUGAGAAAAUUGAUGUUAAUCUAGGUAAAAUAUUUUCAGAUCUUCACUUACCUCUGUUGUCUACCCUUGAUCACAACGACUGCACGAGAUUCCACUCAGAGACUUUAGAGGAGCUCUUUGAGAAAUUACUCAGUAAGGAAGUGCCUUGUGUCAGCAACUUAGCUGUGUCCUUCUCGUUGAAGGGUAAUCUUGACCACAUUUACUUUUAUCACUACCUCGUACAAAGGACAAAAGUGGUUAAAAAGCAUGAACUGACGUGUGAUACACUCCCCUCAAACUCUAUUACUAAGGAUGAUUACAAAUGGUGGCUCUAUGAAAACCAAGAUUUCCUGGGUGUUGACCCUCGCAAUUUAUCCAAGAAACAAUUUUAUGACUUGUGGCUGAAACAGGUACCACUCGGUGAUGUUGGUGACUCAGAUCCGAAUGGAGGGUUUAAACAACAUGCCAACAAGUCUAAAAUUCAAGAUGUUAGAAAUUCCAUUACCUGAUUAUACUGAAUUUUACUCAUUUUGUAAAUGAAAGGCAUUUUAGUGUUGUGAAACUAACUCAAGAGAGACGUGAUGAAAGAGAAACAUCAAUGUGAUUCUUGCCAAUCAAGAAAAUUUCGUUUAUGAAAUUGUGCAAGCUCAAACAGAAUUUAUGAGUUUUAAAUGGCAUCAAUGCCCUAGAAAAAAUUCCUCUGAUCACUACACUCUCUAGCACAGUAUAAUUUCUGACAAAUUGUGCUAAUGGUCGUAUCCAUUGGGUGGAUUUCACCAGAGGCAGCCGAACUGACCUCAAAGUUGUCCAACUUCCUCACAUGUUUCAUUCUAACUAAGCAACAUUGAGGCUUGGAACUUACUGUGCAAUUUCCUUGGAAUAUGAUGAUAUACUCAAAACAUUUCAAGGCAGAAACUGGAUAGUUUUUCUCGUAAAAAAAAUAAAACUUGAAUGAGUGAAGGAAUGUCUGACAUAGUUAGGCUGAUGUUGGUAAAUAUUGUCCAAUUCAUUGUGAUUUAUUUUAAGUUCUCCAUUGUAUAGUUUUUUCUUCUUUGUAAUGUACAGUAAAACUUCGAUUAUCUGGCCCGGUUUUACAAUCAUUUAAGCACGCUGAUAGUGCCGAAAGUUAGCAAACACAUCGAAAAAACAGCGUCAAAGAAACACUGCAUACUUUAAGCCUUCAAGCCAAGUUUAAGUUGGCAUGUACAUAAUGUAUAUUAUGAUUACUGCAGUGUUGGUCGGUCGUGCUGUUCGUGUUUCUAAUUAUCAUUAGGCUUUUCCUGUAUUUGGCUUGGGCGCUGCACGGGUCAGACCGGUAAAUCAAGGUUUUACUAUUAUUGAUUUUGUAUCAAACCUCUUUUUAAAAUAGGAACUUGAGCUAUAAGCUUCAUAUGAAAGGACUAAGGACGGAAUACAGAGAAAUCUGAUGCUGGUCAGUUUUCAUUAUCAUUUUAUUUGAUGUUCCUUGUGACCUCCUGAGUACGAUGAGCUUCUAAAAGAUUGAACUCUCCAGGUAAGUGCCAAACUCAAGAAAAGUGGGGCUGAAAAAUUAAUUUUUCAGAAUUUUGAAAUGUAUUACUCGCUUGUAAUGUUGCAACUUCUGAUUGAUGAUUAAGUAGAGCUUUUAUCUCCUUGCCAACUUGGAAGAUAAGAUGAACAAAAAGAAUCCAGUUCAUCCGAAUGAUACGUUGUGCCGUAGCGUCCACUCACAUACAGCAACCGAUCCACUUUUUCAUGAGUAAACACACGUAUGAGUACAAAAAAAUUCACUUUUCAACUCAACUUUUCUCGACCAUGGCACACAGAAAGAUCUAUUUUGACAGUUCAUCGUAAUCAGGAGGUCAUGAAGAACAUCACAGUUGAUAUCAAAAUAAAGCCAGUGUCCAAUUUCUUAGAUUUCAUGCAUAGCUCUUGGCAAGUUUUUUUGAAAAGUUCUGUGCACCUUAUAAAAUCGAGUUGUAUAACUGAAGCCUAUCACUGUAAAAGUGUGAUUUACAAAUUAUUACUUUUGCCGUAUGGAUCUCUCUACCCUGUUUGAUGAGAUGUAGUGCUCCAGAACCAUUGUUUUUAUUUUUUCCCCUAUGAUGGUGCUGAUAAGUCCUCAUUUACCCUUCAUUUUAUUUUAUUUUUCUCUGCAGUAGCAUCUGCUGCUUUUAGGACUGUGUCUUACUUUCAUGAGGCAUUUAUUUCGAUUUUAAGAUCCCCUGUCCACUACCUCUUUUGCGGUGCAUAACUGUUCAUUGGAACUUUGUGAAAGAAACUUCAAAAAAAAGAAAAUGUUCAAAUUCUACCAGUACUUUUUUACAUUAUCAUUUUCAAAAGCCUCUCCUUCAGGCACCCACAGGGUAAUUUUACACGUCAGAAGUGUUGUGGUUGCCAACUGUAGAGAUUCUUAUUGUAAAGCUCUGGGAGCAUAGAAUUCCACUUCUUAAAGUCCAAAUGUCUCUGCUUUUCAAGAUCCGUGUGAAAAUUUGAUAAGUACAGGUGAAUUUUUUUAUACUAUAGCGUUAUACUUAGUUUUAGGAAUAUUCAGAAAGGUAACUAGCCCCAAUGAAAAUAUGUAUUACUCACAGAUCUCAAAUGCACCUUAAAUUGUUAUUGUUCCCCUCUUGUGCCUUUGGUUUUUUUUUUUUUUUUUUUUUUUUUUUUUUUUUUUUAAAAAAAAUGAAAAAAAAAUAACCUUUGCAAAUUUUGAACCCAGUUUAGAUACUUUAAAAAUUGCAUACGUAUUAUAGACCUAAUUAUUACCUACCUUAGCUAAUGAUUCCUUCAGAACGUACUUAACUGAAUGCUCAAACAUAACAAGAUAAUGAAGAGAUUUUUGUAGUAUGGAAUGAGGACUGUCAAUAAUAAGUUGUGGCUCAAUGAUAACCCUACAGCUUUAAUAGUACAAAAAGUGUAAGGAAAGAGAAUAUGAAAUUUCAAAUGGUAAUCUCAUGAAAUUUUAUAUUCAAUUUCUUUUUAAAUUUUUUCAGAGUUGAUAUAUCUUAAAAUAAAUUAAUAUUGUAUUUUCUAAUUCGGAGCAUCACCCUAUAUUCCAAUUAUGCAUCACGCUCGUACUUUCUGCACUGCAUAUUUGUAUCAAUAGCAAAUCUUUUGUCAUGAUUAGAUAUCAAGUUUAACCUCAACCACCGGCCUUUGGAAAAUAAACCGAUAAAAAAUGUAUCAUUUAAAACUUAGAAAGGUCUCAAACAGCUCAAGUUAAAAUGACUGACUAUUAGAAUUUCAUCAUCAACUAAAUUCGAGAUCUUAAAAAGGUGUAAGUUGAAUCUUUAUAAUUGAUGACUGAGGUCCUUAUUUUCAAAGCCUGUCUGAUGGUCUAUUGAUCCGAUUCUGGAUUGCAACUUCCAUUCAAAAUUGUUCAGGUAUUUCUGAUGUUUGCACGUUCACAUGAAGUAUAAACCAAAUUAUUCACUCAGUAUUCUCUUAAUAUUGACUUUGAUUCUAAAUAAUUGGUGAAAAUCAUUCGCAAGCUAAAUUGUUUUCAUUCCAUUUCUUUGAAGAUGACACACUGCUGAUGUAUGUACUUAAAUUUGAAAAUCUGCAGGAAACAGAACUUUUGACCUCAGAGGCAAAAUUUUCAGUACCUAUAGCAAUAUCUGUGGAGUUAUGGGUGGAAAACUGGCAAAGAGAAAAAAAGGAGGUGGUUGCA